Ostrinia nubilalis (European corn borer) is the source of this 3498-nucleotide messenger RNA. RefSeq lists its product as uncharacterized. Bases 295 to 1512 code for a protein of 405 amino acids. The record is from RefSeq and is a predicted model, not a curated record. Gene Ontology annotation, molecular function: protein binding. Lineage: Eukaryota; Metazoa; Arthropoda; Insecta; Lepidoptera; Crambidae. The transcript is spliced from 7 exons.
GAAACGAGUUCGCUCCACGGCGCGAAGGCGCUUGCUUGUGUGAGCCGUUUUGCGCUGAAAAUGUGAUUUCAUUCGACUUGACGCACCGCGAAAUAUUAUUUCAGUGACUUGAAUUUCGUUUUUGUGACUGAAAUCUCUAUUUUGAAUGAAAUUCAACAGUUUGAUGAGUGUUUUGUGUACGAGAAGACUACGUGGUUAAUAAAUUACGGAUUUUUUCGCAACCGACUGCACAAUGCAAACAAUUUUGAAUUUUAAGUCUACAUCUAGUGUGUGUAAAUUAGUACUGUUAAAAAAAUGUUAACAGGUUGUCUAGUGCUUUCGCUUCUAGUUUUUCACACAUUCCCAACAGGGCUCUGCUCGAGCCUGCUAUGCGGGCGCACCAAAGAGGUAGAGGUGGGGAGCGGGGUCGGCGCGGGCGCAGCACUCGCGCUGGCGUUGGUCCGCCCCCCCUCUGCUGCGGGGAACACCCCCUGCCAGCUGAAGCUGACGGCCCCUGACGCUGCUGCCUUCGCUGUCAGGCUCAUUGAUGUUAAGGAGUCGCUGGCAGACUGGGAGCGCGGCUACGCAUCGCUGCAAGCACCAACUCCCAUAGCGGGUGCUCGCAAGUGGGGCGCACGCGCUGCGCACACGCAGGACACCGCGACUGACAAUACUGCGCCCGCCACCAACGCUACGGACGUUUGCAAACUGCUUGUGUACAUCGGCGACGCCAAGACUCCAAUAUGGUCGAUGUCGCUGUGUGGCGGGAACGCUGCUGCGAUCGCCGCGAGGACUGGCACCAAGCUGCUGCCGCCCAAGAUACGCGUGGUGUGGAACCCGCCCACCACGCCGUAUCAGCAUACAGAGAAACUACGGCUGGUGGUCACUGCUAUCAAUAGUGGCUCAGUCUGCAACAACGACUCCCAAUUUAUAUGCGGGGACACCAGCCUCUGCAUAUCCUCGUACCUCGUCUGCGACGGAGUGAGGCACUGUCCAGGCGGCGAGGAUGAGGACGCCAGCGCCUGUUCCCAUAGAAGGGACCCGCCACUCCUGGAACUGUUGAGAAGGUUUGCUGCGAGAAACCAGGAGCUGUUGGGACUGGACGAACCUGAUACUAUGACGAAGCCUUCGGUUAUAAGCGACUUGAAACUUUCAGUGAAGAUAUCGGAGGGCGAGCAGAAGUCCAACGCGUUUAUGGAAUUCGCGGCCGCGCUGAAGCCGUACGGACCCUGGAGCUACCUGGUGGUCGGCAUGCUGGUCUGCGCCACCAUACUUAUGUUCUGCCUCGCUUGGGAAUGCUGCUGCAAGCGCUCCAAGCCUUCUGACACGCCGUUGAACAUCCCUCCAUCGUGCAUUGACCUCUCACCAACUGUCACCGUGACAGCUGCCUCACAACAGAUGUUUACCUCGUCCCUUCCCUCCACUCCCCCCGAGUACGAACCUCCUCCUUCCUACUCCUCGCUGUUCCCGAGAGCCUUCAAGUCUUCCCCUACCCCGGUACCGCAUUGCUCUCACCAGGAGCCCCCGGAUUGAAUCUAAACACAAUAUUAGUUAGGUAGGAUAUUCCAAUUCAUGCUGCCCGCGAUAUGGUCUGCUGACAGAAUUGACCCCCAGUCCUUGGUGUUGCCAAUGUUAAAAAUAUUUUUUAUUAUUAUUAGUUCUUAAAAGUACAAUAGCUGUCUAUAUUAUCGCAUAAAUCCCAAAAAUAUGUGACUAUAAGCAGUGUUUCUUAUUUCCAUUGCCUUCAAUUAAACUUAAUUUCGCCUGAAUACCUAGUCUUCGGGUAAAUAAAUAAAUAAAAGUAUAAUUUUCAUGUCAAAGAAGUUCAAAGCUGUAAUUUUAAAGGACUGGGGUAUUUUAGUUUCUUUAUAUUCAAAUAAAUGGGUGGUUCUGUUGUCAAUGCUAUGGUUGCGAUUGUAAGUUUACAUUUAACUGUUUAUAUCAUUAUUUUAAUGUGAGAUUGCCAUGUAUGAAAGUUAAUCUGAAACGUAACUGUUUGUCUGUAAUAUGUUAAAAAGCCAUAAUAUUGUAUUUUUCAGCCAGAGGAAAGAUAUUUUUAGAAAACUAUAUUUUAUCACGGAUUUAACUGCGUAAAAUGACUACGAUUUUUAGGUGUUUGACAAAAAUAAUAGGUACUAAUUUACUUCCAAAUACUCAGUCUCCAGCGGUCUCUUGUAGUAUCACAGUAUAAGUUCACCUCUUUUAAAUUCUUGAGUUUUAAAUAAAGAUUAUAACAAAGAACUCCAAUAAUAUUUAUUUAAUCGCAAAUAAAUUAAAAGAAACAGUGUCCUUGCUAAAUUAUUUAAAUUGACUUUAAUUUUAAUUAAAUGCAUGGACAAAAACUUACUUCGAUGAUAUUGACUUUUAGGACAAAAAAUCGGUUGAUUUUUAUUUUCUAUUACGACUUGAAAGGGGUUUACAGUACAGAUUUGAGACUACGCAACAUUGUGUCACCUUAGUAGGUACCUACCUAGUUUAUAAAUGCGAUUUAAUGUUUAUCUACCUUACAUACCUUUCUGCUGUGUUGCUGGCUUGGACGAAUUAACAAGGCUGCUGGCUGUCACAUUCUUGUAAACCUUUUUAAGACAACUUAAUAAUUUGUUAUUUAAUCAGAGUUAACAGUAUAGUCAAAUGGAAUUUCUAUUCCUAACAUUUUAAUGUGGAAUCAAUAUUAUUGUAAAGUAUCUAAAAUACGAAAAUGUCUGUCUAGUAUGAAAAAUUAUACAGUUUUAUAAAACGUCUACGUGUUUAAUAAGGUAGAUCUGUAGUCUGUACUAAUCAACCAUACAAUGUUCAUAAGUACAAUACGACGCCAUAUUUUAACUGAAAUGUAGAAGACACAGUUUUAGUUGUGUCAAGUAUGUAUUAUGAAAACAUACCUUUGUAGUUUGUAGUAGGUACCUAACUAGUUACAUCUUACUGGUUUAUAACAAUUCUGAUAGUAGGUAAACUAAAGUAGGUAUAUUAUAAAUUUUUCGAGGAAGUUUUUCUAAGUUUUGUGCAGUACCUACCUACCUAGACUUGACUUUGAAAAACUGUUAUAAAAUCGGUGUCGUAAACGUGUAUCUUACGAUCGAAUGUUUUCUUUUGAUUUGUUCUGUUGGAUAUCUAUACCUAUUUCUAAUUCUUCUAAUAAUUUAUGCAGACAACUGUCCUAUUGUAUUGUUAUGACUGCUAUUUUUUUUAGUGACCUUACAGUACUACCUAAGCAACCUAAAGUCAGUACCUAGUAUUUUUCACAAGAACUGUACUCCAUGUUACUCUAUCUAUUGAAUAACAAACUAUCGAAGUAUUUCUUUUGUGUCGUUGAACGAGAUCUUGGUAUAAAUGAUUUGACUAGUCUUAAAUAGGAUCUGUUGUAGGUAUUUUUUAAUUUUAAGAUAUUAGAUAAUAAAUAAAACAUUGUAAGUUUGUGAAAUAUAUGAAUUCCAUGAAAUACCUAUUAACACGAACGUGAUAUGUAUUAUAGGGAAUAAUAAUGAUUACAAAAAAUAAAUAACUAAGUAUUUAUUUUAAAAA